Molecule: messenger RNA, 5193 nt
Organism: Ictalurus furcatus (blue catfish)
Lineage: Eukaryota; Metazoa; Chordata; Actinopteri; Siluriformes; Ictaluridae
Gene: cald1b
Product: caldesmon 1b
Exons: 18
Coding region: 739-3456 (905 amino acids)
Biological process (GO): angiogenesis; actin filament bundle assembly; muscle contraction
Cellular component (GO): actin cytoskeleton
Molecular function (GO): calmodulin binding; actin binding; myosin binding
Source: RefSeq, a predicted model, not a curated record
AUCAGGUGUGUGAAAGUGAACUUUUCUCUUUCUCCUCUCUAAGAUGCUUAUUUCUUCAGAGUAGUCUAGGGAAGAUAUUCCAUCGGAGACAAAAAGGUGAUGAUGAUGAUGUUUAAGUGCAUAACAAGAUUAUUAACAUGAGCAUGCAGGAGAGACAGUCUUACACUAAUUUUUGCAUCAUUACACUGGCUCUCAGGCUUUUUAAGGAAAGAUUUUAAAGUUCUGCUGUUGGCUUUAAAACAUUCAGCGAUUUAGCACCAUCAUAUACUGUAUAAUGAACUGUCUGUCAUUCUGUAAGAUCUUGUACUACAAAUGUGCUUAAUAUAUCAAAAUCAACAACCUGACACAGUUUUUUGUUUUCAAGUGGCAAAUAAAUUGAUUGAAAUCUUUUAGAAUUUUUUUUUUACAUUAAUUUUUUUCUACCAUAUUUUAUAUUAUUAUUAUUAGUAGUAGUAGUAGUAGUAGUAGUAGUAGUAUAAUUUUAUUCCCUUUCAGUGCUUUAUUAUCCUAUUAUGUUUAUUAUUGCACUUACUGUAUAUGUGCAUCCUGAUCCUGUUAUCGUCAUUGUUGUUUACCAGAUAGAACAGACCAGUAGAAAGAAAUGUAGAAGACACUGAUGAAGACGAAGGAUGUAGAGAAAGCUGACUGGGUGUGUAGGGGUGAUGCAGAAUUUGCCUUUUCUGGUAGUUGUCAAGAAGGAAAAACGAGGACACGAGAGGAUUUUCUGCACCAGACACCAUGGACGAGGACUUUGAACGCCGCAGGGAGCUCCGGAGACAAAAGCGAGAAGAGAUGCAAAGGGAAACCGAAAAGAUGAGCUACUUAAAACCUGAUGACGAUGAUGAAGAUGCUGCUCGAGAGAGAAGGAGACGAGCCCGACAGGAAAGGCUGCGCAACAUGGAGAACGAGGAGAUUAGCAACACUGCCAAAGAACUCAACAGCACUGACAGUGUAACAGACACAGGUUCAUCAGCAUUGAUUACCGCUCCUGCCACUAGCGAGGAUGAUCAGGCUCUUCUGGAGCGGCUGGCCAAGCGUGAGGAGCGUAGACAGAGGAGGAUGAGGGAAGCCCUGGAGAGACAAAAGGAGUUUGACCCCACCAUCACUGAUGGAGAAGCCACCAUCACUACCAGUGAGGACAGACCAAGCCGCAGGAGCCGUCUCGGGGAUAGAGAAGAGGAGACUACCAAUAAUGAGGUUCCAUCCUCAGAGACCAACUCCUGGACAGAGAAGGAAGAAAAGAACAAGGACGAGAAUGUAGAGGAGUCAAAGGUGGAGGUUCAGGAGACAGUCCCAGUAAAGGAGGAACCUGUGCCAGAACCAGCUUCAGAGGAACCAAAAGACACUCAAGAAGACAUUGUGGAGAAGAAAGAGGAAGAGGAGGAAGUAGAGAGGCCCCGGAGAUCCUACCUCAGAGAACAGCGAUCCACUGAAGAAAAAGCCAAAGUGUCAACAAUCGAGGAAAAGGGUGAAGAUCAGUCUGUCAGUACAAACAGUGUGGCUGAGGAGAAAACAGAUACAGGUUUAAACAGUACAGAUUUAGAAAAGAAAGAGAUUAAAGAUGGAAGUUUGUUAUCAAAGGAAGAGAGUCAGGUCGAACCUACAAGAGAAGAAGAAAAAGUCGAGGCAGCUGUCAGUGAGGAACCUGUAAUAUCUAAGACGGAGGAGGAAGAAAAGCUUGUGGAGGAGGAAAAACCGUUAGAGACAUCUGAAACACCUGCUGCUCCAGUGUCACUGGUUCAGGAUGAACCUUCUCUGGUGAACAAGAAAGUGGAGGAACCUCCAAAAGAAACAAUUGAGCCUUCAGUGGAGAAGAAGGAAAAAGAGGAACCGCAGAAAGACACAUUUGAGCCUGCACCAAAAAAGAAAGAGGUAGAGAAAGUAAAGGAAGGAACACAUGAACCACAGGAGAAGAAGGUUGUGGAUAAAGUGAGGCAAGAAGAAGAGAAACCACGAAUACUGGAGAAAAAACCUGAAGAUAAGCCAGAUAGGUCAAAGAGGGAAAUAGAGGUGAAGGUUGAACUUCCAAAGAAACAAGCUGAGGAGAAGCCUCCUGUGAAGGUUAAGGUAGAGGAGAAAGCAGUGCCACCAAAGAAGAUUGAAGAGAAACAACCAGUUUUGAAGAAGGAGGUGGAAGAAAAACCAAAAUGGAAGAAGGAGGCAGAAGAAAAAUUCAAAGCAAAAAUUGAGGACAAAGUUAAACCACAGGAGGUUGUGGAGGAAAAGCCUAAACCAUUCUUUUUACGUGACAAAAACGAAUCAGCGAGGCAGCAGAAUGAAGAGGACACCUCUAAAUUCAAGAAAUCCGAGAAGCCAUUCGGCCGUGUUGGGCUUCGUUCUCCUGAGGUAGAGAAGCUGGACCCUGUGUCGAAGCAGGAGGCCGAACGGAAGUUGGUGGAAUUGAAGCGCCGGAGGAACGAGACAGAGAGUGAGGAGUUUGAGAAGAUGAAGCAGAAACAGCAGACGGCUGAGGCUGAGCUCGAGGAGCUGAAGAAGAAGAGAGAGGAGAGGAGGAAGAUCCUGGAGGAAGAGGAGAAGCAGAAAAAACAGGAGCAAGCGGAAAAGAAGGCCAAGGAGGAGCAAGAGCGGCAGAAGAUGAAGGAAGAGAUCGAGCGCAGGAGGGCCGAGGCAGCUGAGAAGAAACGGCAGAAGGAGGAGUCUACUGAAGACGGCAAGUUGCCGUUCAAAUGUCUGUCUCCAAAAGGAGCCUCAACAAAGAUCGGCGAGAAAGCUGAAUUCCUGAGUAAGUCAGCCCAAAAAAUAACGGUAAAAGUGCCACACACUCCAAUGGUGUGUAAGAUAGGUAACAGGCUGGAGCAGUACACCUCGGCUGUUCAGACCAAGGACGUGAAGUCACCUAAGUCUCCUAAGGACCUUCCUGUGGCAGAGGGAAUGCGCAGCAUCAAGAGCAUGUGGGAGAAAGGUAAUGUGCAGAGUCCUGCUGCUCCAGGACCUGCCAGUCCUGCCACCAUCAACAAGGAAACAGUUGGAUUGAACACGGGAGUGACAGGUCGCAUCAACAGCUGGAAGACCAAGACUCCAGAAACGAAGACUCCUGAAACCAAGCCACCAGAAACAAAGACCUCCGAAGCGAAGAGCGUGAAACCUGCUGAGACGAAGGCGAUUGAGACGAAGACACCAGAAAUGAAGAGCACAAAAGUGGCAGAGAUGAAGAAGACCGAGUCAAAGACGCCCGAACCGAAGAGCUUGAAACCCACUGAGACAAAGUCGACUGAGAAAAAGCCUCUGGAUAUAAAGACCCCUGAAACAAAGCCCACUGACAAAAAGACCCCAGAGAUGAAGACUCCAGCACUAGGAAAACCUGCAGGAGGCAAACCUGAACCAAAGCCGACUGAUGUGUCUAAAACACGCGGCCUGUGGGAAACCAAGGGCUCCACCCCCUCCAAGGGGUUUGGACUUAAGACAACACCGUUUACUAAUGGUACAAGGAAGUAAACACCAAAGCAAACAAUGAGCUUUUGAAACAAGACAAGAUCGCUGCAUACUGCAUACUUUUUAUACUUUAAUAUCCUCCAGUUGUGUAUAAAAUAAAAAUUAUAAUGCUUGGAAUAAUUUCAAAAAAAUAAUGUCAUAACAACCGCAUAAGCACGUGUACGCCUUUAUCUGAGAUCCUGUUUACACCUGGUCAUUUAAUGUAUCUAGGUUUUAAUCUGUUCAGAAUUUAACCACAUGCAUUUACACUUGACAGUGACAGAAAUCUGAGAAAGCUGCAUUGUGAGCAAGAUGGAAAUCAGCGUAUAGCAUUUGACCACCAGGUUCUUGCAUUGUUCCUCACUUCCAGGAAAAAUGGUUUCCGCAAUUAAAAAUCCCAACCGCAUUACAUUCUUCGAAAAUGGUUCCUAAAAGGUUAUUUCAUUUCCGCUUGUAUAUGUAAAAUUUCCCAUCCAUUUAUUAUUCUGAUCAAAUCCAAUAAGUGAUGAGGUGAUAACUGGGUCUACAUGCAUGGUUCUGUGUUUUACUGUAUUGUGUGCUUUAUAGAGUGAAUUUGUUACCAAAAAUGUAGGGAUGCUUGCUGUAUUUUCACACAAGUGUCAGUGGUAAUCACUAAUCUUUCAAGCAAUCCAACAUUUGUUUCAGAGCAUCAUGCUAAAUGUACCUGUGUAAUGAAGAGAAUGAUGUCCAGUUUUGUCUUUUGUCCAGAGUUUGUUUGUUUUUUCAGAUCACUGCAUUGCAGAGCACUGCUAAAAUAUCAGCUUUUAGGCCCAAUGUAGCAUUCACAGUAUUCACAGUAUUCACAGUAUUGAAUAUGAUGCUGCCAUACUAGCCACUUUAAAGGUUGAACGAUUCUUUUUUUUUUCUUUCACAGAAUAGUUUGUUAUCAGGUUGCUGGUCUCGCUGUGAUUUAUAGAGUAUGCAAAUCAUCAUGCUUUAUUAACACAUGUCACAUUUAAACCAGCCUCUGAGUAUCAAAAUGCAAAUCAGCUAUACAAGCACUGCGAAUUCCGAUCUUGGAUGAUCUGUGCCUUAUUAAAUCAGAUUCCUAAUUUAGAAAAGAAUGUCCUUGAGUGUCCUGGCUGUAUCAUGUACCAAAGUGCAACAAAUAAAUUCGAUUAUUAAGAUUCUCAUUACAAGCUGUCUUCUGUCUUCAUUUGAUUUAUGUCAUAUCGCUUGUCCUUUCAGCCAUUUUACAUUCGAGAUCUGAACUUCAGGACUACAAUAGAGGAGACAUACGAAUCCUAACCAUUCUCACAGAUAGGAUUUCAAACGAGAGGCAGGAGGGGAAAAAAGGUCAGACAAGCAGAAUGUGAGGUUUUAGAAUUUCUUUGAUUCGUGUUUGGAAGUCCUGUGCGGUCUAACAAUAGACCAAGGCCUUCAGCACACACCAAUGUGGAAAGGCGUUCUGAUCACAUGGUGUACAGUGUGUUAACUUUGACGGCAGGGCCCACCUGUCUCGACGACACACUCCAAAUCAGAGCCGCUUCUCCCCUGGAAGCUCAGUAGUAAUUGCAAACAGACAUGGCUGACACUGAUGAGGUUGUGGAGGAGGAGGUCCAGUGAGUAGCUCAUUCUUUAACACUUUCAUGCAACAAUUAUUUAAAAACGAAUCCAGGUUCUAUAGAUGUUUUUUUUUUUUUUUAAUUAUUAUUACUUACUUACUGUUUCCUAAAUAUCACAUAUUAAAAAUAAUCUUUUAAUAUUAUUGUCCAUAUAUGGGAAAACCAUGAGCAAUAA